UAAACCACGGCUAACACUUCUGGCCAACAUUAUAAAUGGCCAAGCAUCUGGCUUCUGGUGGCUCAUUCGCAACAAAAGCCAAUACCAAUUCGCAGAAGCCUGAACAAAAUCGCGUCGCGAUCGCUUCGAACCGUCGGUGAAAAGUUAGAGAUAUUUGUUUCGGUGUCUGAAAUAUAUGGAAAUAAGUUCGACAGCUACAAAAUAUGAAACAAGGAUCUGUCAGUUGUCUUUGAAAAUUUGCCCAGACUCAUCAGGUUCCUUGAAUAUUCGCAAAAAUCAAAAAAAGGCAUCAACAUUGUUGCGUCAUGUGUUCCAAAGCAUUGCUGCUCCUGGCCGUCAUUCUAGCUGCUCGCUGUUUUGGUAGUGGCUCUUCCAGACGAACGCUCGCCAUGGCCUGCGAGGAGACGAUGGAAUCGACGCCGGGGCUCAAAAACAAUAGAUACGGCUAUAGAAGCGCCACGGACAACAACUACAACGAUUACAACUACAAGUGGGAGCACGGGGAUGUGGACGUUGAUGGCAUUGCAGAUAGCAACGAGGACGACAACAAUGACAACUAUAACUACAACAAAGCACCGGCCAAAUGGCAGCAGGAACAGCAGCAAAAACUCUACGGAAAUCCCAUCCACAGCAUAUACGACAGGCAGCAACAUCGACAACGGCAGCAGCAGCAGCAACAUGAGCAGCAGCAACAGCAACAGCAGCAGAAACACCAACAGCAGCAACUCGAACAGCAGCAACAGGGAUUGGGCAUGGGAACUGGAAUGGGAAUGGGACUGGGACAGUUUGAUGAUGAUCCAGAGAAUGCUCGCAACGACUUCCGUCUGCAAUUGUCCGACUUAAAUGCGGCCGUUCAAGGUAUGGGCAGGUUUGCUGUUACCCAGGACCAGGACAAAGACCAGGACAACAGCAAUAGUAAUAGCAACAGCAAUGGCAACAGCAACAUCAAGGACAACAGCAACAUCGACUGGCUGCAGCCGACGGAGGAGCAGGAGCAAUUGUUGCUGGCGCGUCGCAGCCGCAGCAGCAACAUCAACCAAAGGUCAGCCAUGGAUGAAGCAGAGGGAGCAGGGGAAUCAGGUCAGCCCGAGUACACCAACAAUGAGUUACCAUCUGGCGGUCUAGAUGAUGUGGACAUUGAGGGCGAGGAGGAUUACGCAGGUCAGGAGGAGGACGCAGACGAACUGAGUUCCCAGCUGCCCUACGGGAUACAGAACGUGCGCAAGCGCCGCGUUCGCAGUGUAAUGCCACCGGUACCGUUUCUGGGUCCCAAUCCCAGCACAGAUGGGGUGGUCACCUAUCAGUCGUUGUGCCCCACAAAUCGGGUGACCGUGAAGUUGGAAAGCGGCGAUUACCGUCCCAAUCACUAUGUGGAGGUUACGUGUGCCCACAGCUACUCACCGCAGCCCUCGAGGAACUACAACUAUGAAUAUGGUUACAGGGGCAAUGAACUGCUCCGAGCUCUGCUCUCCGAGCGAAGCGAGAAACGAGAGAUCUGCUCCGCAACGGGCUUCUCGUGCAUCCAGCUCAACCGCACCAUCCAUCUGAUUCGACUGAACGACGCCUCCGGCUGCUGGGAAUCGGAGACGCGGACUGUGCCCUCUGGUUGUGAGUGCAUGUGGCCGAAGCAUAGCUACGGCGAUAUAGCCUUCUACCAUCAGGCGCAGAAGAGACGGGCCGGCGUGUCCGCUCUGCGACCCCAUGCACCCAUCAAUGUAGAUUACAGGCCUGGAGUGGGCUACCGCCAGCUGACCCUGAGGACGAGGAAUCCCAAGCCAGCUCCUCGCAGUCGACGCGAGGAUAUGGGCUAUGAGAGCUACGAUUUCAACUAGUUUUGAAGGAUUGCGCCUAAUUGGAUUCGCGUGCUUAUUUUGGUGGUUUAGCAACUAAGUUUGAUCCGCAUAAAUUAUUUUUCGCUUUAGCUUAGCAUUUAGAGUGAAGAGAGAGUCCCUUAGUAAUGGUGUAUAAAAUAAACGAACUACAAUGGAG
Drosophila simulans is the source of this 1989-nucleotide messenger RNA. Its product is annotated as myb-like protein AA. Lineage: Eukaryota; Metazoa; Arthropoda; Insecta; Diptera; Drosophilidae. Bases 306 to 1832 code for a protein of 508 amino acids. The transcript is spliced from 5 exons. The record is from RefSeq and is a predicted model, not a curated record.